Molecule: messenger RNA, 882 nt
Organism: Hordeum vulgare subsp. vulgare (domesticated barley)
Lineage: Eukaryota; Viridiplantae; Streptophyta; Magnoliopsida; Poales; Poaceae
Product: BTB/POZ and MATH domain-containing protein 2-like
Exons: 2
Coding region: 1-882 (293 amino acids)
Biological process (GO): protein ubiquitination
Molecular function (GO): protein binding
Source: RefSeq, a predicted model, not a curated record
AUGUCCUUCGCCGGUGUAUCCGUCGUCGCCGACGGCAAGCUCCUCGGUGCUGACACCUCGCAUACCACUCCCAGCGCCAGCGGGUACCACUUGGCCCACGUCGUCUUCAGCUUCGUUGACGAGACCGACAAGCAAGAACCGGCACGUAUCGAUGGUAGUAAAAUACUAGAGCUACGAGGCAAGGACCGUCGUCAUGCGUUCAAGUACAUCAAGAAAGCAGCCUUGGCGAAACAUGUCAAGAACGACAGCUUCACCAUCCGGUGCGACGUCGUGGUCCUAAAUCCACAAUGCGACACCGUGCUCAUCACAGUGCCACCGUCCGACAUGCAGCAAAACUUCACCGAGUUUCUCCAUGCAGGGGACGGCACCGAUGUGAUCUUCCGGGUUGGGGAUGAGACGUUCGCCGCCCAUCGUUGUGUUCUCGCGGCACGGUCUGCCGUCUUCAGAGCAGCUCUCUUUGGCCCCAUGAAGGAAGGUACGUCCAUGGCCGCCGUCAUGGAGAUACACGACAUGGAUGCUACGGUGUUCAAGGCCAUGCUUGGGUUCAUCUACAGUGACUCGUUUCCAGAGCUUGCAGAAGAUGGAAAGGAGGGCACCCUGCUGCAGCACCUGCUAGUCGCGGCAGAAAGGUACAACCUCCCAAGACUCCGGGUGAUGUGCGAGAAGAAGUUGUGUGAGCACAUCGACCUGAACACGGCCACCACAAUACUAGGGCUUGCCGAGCAGCAUGGCUGCGACGGGCUGAAGAAGGCGUGCUGCAAGUUCGUCCGUUGUCCAGAGAACCUGAGGGUGGUGGUGGCCACGGAUGGCUUUGAUGAUUUGUGCAGGAGCUGCCCCACUAUUAUGAAGGACAUGAUCCUUGGCGUGCUACCGGCAAAGUAA